Messenger RNA from Merops nubicus (carmine bee-eater), 1142 nucleotides. RefSeq names its product integrin, beta-like 1 (with EGF-like repeat domains) (gene ITGBL1). The transcript has 7 exons. Lineage: Eukaryota; Metazoa; Chordata; Aves; Coraciiformes; Meropidae. Gene Ontology annotation, cellular component: cell surface; focal adhesion; integrin complex. The record is from RefSeq and is a predicted model, not a curated record. Gene Ontology annotation, biological process: cell adhesion mediated by integrin; integrin-mediated signaling pathway; cell-matrix adhesion. Gene Ontology annotation, molecular function: integrin binding. The annotation marks the transcript as partial.
GAGCGGCGUGAGCCGCCCGCCGCCGUGCCGCCUGUCCCGGGCGGAGUCGGAGCUCCGGUGCCGCGUCCCGGGGGGGAAGCUGUGCAGUGACAGAGGCAGAUGUGAGUGUGGGGUCUGCAUCUGCCAGGUCACCGAGUUGGGCAAAUACUACGGGCCGCUCUGUGAGUGCCACGACUGGGUGUGUGAGACCUACGAUGGGAAGAUCUGUGCAGGCCAUGGGAAGUGUGACUGUGGGAAGUGCAAAUGUGAUGAAGGCUGGUACGGUGAAGCUUGUCAGUAUCCAACUAGUUGCAAUCUUACACGGAAGAAAAGCAAUGAAAUGUGCAAGAAUUCUCAAGAUAUCAUCUGUUCUGGUGCAGGCACAUGUCAUUGUGGCAGGUGUAAAUGUGCAAACUCUGAUGGAAAUGGACUCGUCUAUGGCAAAUAUUGUGAAUGUGAUGAUAGAGAAUGCAUAGAUGAUGAGACAGAAGAGAUUUGUACAGGCCAUGGAAAGUGUUACUGUGGAAACUGUUACUGUGAGGCUGGUUGGCAUGGAGAUAAAUGUGAAUUCCAGUGUGACAUCACCCCCUGGGAGAUCAAGAAAAGAUGCACAUCGCCAGAUGGCAAAAUCUGCAGCAACAGAGGCACAUGUGUAUGUGGGGAAUGCACAUGCCAUGAUGUGGAUCCAACUGGUGACUGGGGAGAUAUUCAUGGAGAUACUUGUGAAUGUGAUGAAAGAAACUGCAAGGCAGUGUAUGAUAGAUACUCUGAUGACUUCUGUUCAGGUCAUGGACAGUGUAAUUGUGGAAGGUGUGACUGUAAAGAAGGGUGGACUGGGAAGAAGUGUGAACAUCCACGUUCUUGUCCAUUGUCAGUUGAGGAAAGUGCUAAGAAAUGCCAAGGAAAUUCUAAUUUGCCUUGCUCUGGAAGAGGAGAAGAUCAGAUUCAAGAUCACCUGAAGAACCUGAACAUACAUAAGUCCAUGGGACCUGAUGAGGUGCAGACCACGGUCCUAAGGAAUGAUGAGGUGCAGACCAAGGUCCUAAGGAAACUGGCAGAUAUGGUUGCCAAGCCACUCUCAAUCAUACUUGAAAAGUCACGGCAGUCAGGCAAAGUCCCCGUUGACUGGAAGAAGGGAAACAUCACACCCAUUUGUAAAAAGG